CAGCCUCCUUUAGUGGGAUGACUCCAGCCAAUGACGUCUCUCCAGCGUCUGUAUUUGCGGAAAUGCUGUGUUUCAGUACAGUGGUGGGCUUGAGCUGAGUGCAGCUGCUUUCACAGCCCUUCUUCAUAAAAGAGUUCUCACAAGUUACUUCAGCUGAAGUAUUAUUCCCCUUCAAGUGAAAACAUGAACGAAAAAACUGAUGAAAGAGACUUUUGGAGGAACUCUUGUCAGCUUUAGGAGGGAUUGUUUAUCUUCGAGCAGAUGCUCAGGUGUGUCUUGCUUGCUGUUCUCUGGACUUCGCCUCAAACUAAACUUCAGUCAUGAGCCUCUUUCCAUCCUUGUUCAAGAUCAUAAGGAAGGGGAAGUGUCUGUUUCUUCUACUGUUGUGUCUUUGCGUUGUCGCGUGGAUCGCAACGUUCUCAAAUGACGACACAGAUAAGGCUGUCCAGGACGGAUCGAAUUCUCCCGACGAUAAGGGUGUCGGAGGGUUUGCUCAGAUGGAGCUGGAAUCAGAGAUGAUGCAGAGCGUCGAGGAGCGUGUCGAGGAGCAGGCUGCCAAAGAGAGCUGUCCAGAGCAGUCACCCCUGCUCCGAGGUGCUAUCAAGCUGUCAUUUGAUCCCUCGCUGACGAUAGGGCAGGUAGAGAGUGAAAACGGGGAGGUGGUGGAGGGUCAGUACAACCCCUCUGACUGUACGGCCAGACAGAGCGUGGCCAUCCUGAUCCCUCACAGAAACAGAGAGAAGCACCUGCUCUACCUCCUGCACCACCUUCACCCGUUCUUACAGAGGCAGCAGCUUCACUACGCCAUCUACGUCAUUCACCAGGCUGGAGAUGCCACAUUUAACAGGGCAAAGUUGUUAAAUGUGGGCUACCUCGAGGCUUUGAACGACCAGAGCUGGGACUGUUUCAUCUUCCAUGAUGUUGAUCUAGUUCCUGAGAAUGAUCAUAAUUUAUACAUGUGUGAGGAACAGCCUAAGCACUUAGUCGUGGGGAGGAAUUCCACUGGGUACAAACUCCGAUACAAAGGUUACUUUGGGGGAGUUUCGGCCAUGACGAAAGAGCAGUUCCUCAAGGUCAAUGGCUUCCCAAACUCCUACUGGGGCUGGGGUGGAGAGGACGAUGACCUGAGAAUAAGGGUGACACUACAGAAAAUGUCAAUAAUCCGUCCAUCCUCACAAGUGGCGCGCUACACCAUGGUCUUUCACAAAAGGGACAGCGGCAAUCAAAUCAAUAAAGACAGGAUGCGUCUGUUACGCCGCACUCAUCAGGCGUGGAAGACGGAUGGUUUGAACUCCUGUUCCUACAAAGUUCUGUCUGUCCACAGAGCACCGCUCUUCAUCAACAUCACCGUGGACAUUGGCCGGCCGGAGCGUGCUCACUGAGCAUUUGGAGACUGACAUUCAAGAGACGGUUUGCAUUGAAACCCAGCAUUCACCAGUGCCUGGCAGAUCAGGUUGCACCAGGUUGCACUUUGGAUCUGUCCAACAUUACUCUUUAAGCCCUGCAAGAUAAAAUGGGCAGAAUUCUGAUCAAACACUACUUUCUAAGUAUUACAAUAAUCAAGUAGAAUCAAAUUAGUCUGAUCAGGUAAACCUUUCGGGGUUGAAAUGAAUUUAAUAUUCAGCUAUAAUAUUCUAGUUAUGAAGUCAUAGGUUUAUAUAAUGUAUUCUGUAUGACUUGUGUUCGUUUAGGUCAUUACAGAAUAUGGCAUGACAUCUGGAGGUAAUGGAAAACAGAGGAGCUGUACCUGACAGGCUAAUAGGUAUAUAAUAUGUAGACUUCAAUACUGAUAUAGACAUGAAUGUAAAUGGGCAGAGGAGGUGUACUUGAGUCUUUACAACAAAUCUGCAUGUUCUGUGAUGAUGAUUCCAGCUGAACGUGCUUAUAAUAUCUGUCUGGUGGAAAUUUGUAGAUUUUGUAGUAGGUGUUCGGGUCCAAUGAUAUGGUUUAAUCAGUUCAGUUUCAUUUCAGUGAAAUGUAGCUGUAGAUGGGUUAAUUAUUUUACAUUUUUACAUUGUUCAGACAGAAUGGAUGUUAAUUCGUAACACUGGCUGGUGUUACCUUACUGAAUUUAUGAUCAGAGAAAAAGAGAUUUUGUCUGCUUAGGAUAAUAUCAUCUUAGGGCGUGUCCUCUUCUUUUUUUUAAAGAUCAAAUACUGUGUCACAAUCAGACUUUAAACAGUUUUUUAAGCAAUUACACUUAAAGACUAAAAAGUGCAUGAGGAUCUUUUAAGUAACAUCGUAUUUUCUGUGGACAUUAUUGGUUUAAUUUAAUUGUUUUGUUUUUGCUAGUCCUGAAAACCUGGUAUCAUAAUUAAAAAGUGACUUUCCACAGUUUUUCCUCAAAUUUUACAUUCUGUGGCACACAUUUAAAAUGAUUUGGGUGUUGUAACUGAACAUUUUAAGAAUUUUAUACUGUGCAGAAAUCAUGGGCAAAGGUUUGUGAAUAUUAAUGAGAACUUUCCACGAAUAGGGUACAAAUUACUUUUAUUACUUCUUGUAAAGCAGUCAAAAGGGCAGAAAUCCCAUGUUCUGUGAAAUAGAAACUAUUAGAUAAAAACUAUCUAACAUAAAAUUACCACAUGAGUAUUUACUUUUAAAAACACUCUAAAAACUCUCUACUCCAGCUGACUCUCGUAAUGUUGUGAUUUUAUUUUUUUUUUAAGUAUGUUUUGUUUGACCUCUUGAGGUUUCUUUGAAGAUGAAGCACUCCAUUUUGAUGAAUCUUUGUUGAAAAUGGAUUGAAACUUUUUGCAAGAAUUUAAAGUCUGGUUUUGUACCCUUUUCAUGGAAAGUGCCUACCACUGAUGCAGUGUUGAACCUGUGUGUGUUGGCUAUUGAUAAAAAGCCAGUUUACUGAUGUUAAUACUGCAAUAAAGAAUGAUAUUAAACAUACACAG
Labeo rohita (rohu) is the source of this 2900-nucleotide messenger RNA. RefSeq names its product UDP-Gal:betaGlcNAc beta 1,4- galactosyltransferase, polypeptide 4 (gene b4galt4). Gene Ontology annotation, biological process: carbohydrate metabolic process. Gene Ontology annotation, molecular function: glycosyltransferase activity. The record is from RefSeq and is a predicted model, not a curated record. Bases 321 to 1382 code for a protein of 353 amino acids. NCBI's taxonomy places the organism in Eukaryota, Metazoa, Chordata, Actinopteri, Cypriniformes, Cyprinidae. The transcript has 7 exons.